AUGCUCACCGCCGUCCGCCGGGCACCUGAAGUCCUGCGGCAUUUGGACAGGUGGCGUGCGGACAAGGAGGUGGUUCUGCAGGCCGUGGCAUGUGAUGGACUAGCUCUGGAGAUGGCUUCUGAGUUGCUGAAGGAAGAUGAGGAAGUCCUGGCCACUGCCAUGACUCAGAAUGGUCUGGCUUUGGAGUUUGCAAUGGAAGGGGCAAAAGCCAAAUGGGAGGUGGUUUCCGUGGCAGUCUCCCAGAACGGAGCUGCUUUGCAACAUGCUGCUGAGAGCCUCCGUUCCUCACGCACCACUGUGCUAGCAGCCGUGUCCCAUAACGGGCUGGCCCUGAGAUACGCCUCGGAUGCACUAAGAGCCGAUGAGGAGGUUGUCAUUGCUGCCGUGCGCCAGUGCGGCGAGGCCCUGCGCUUCGCGCGCGAUGCUUGCAAGGGCGAGGUUGUGGUGGUGACGGAGGCGGUGCAGGAAAGUGGCAGGGCCCUCCUACAUGCUGCAUCGGCCUGCAAAGCAGAUGCAGCGGUCGUGGAGGUUGCUGUGAAGCAGGAUGGGAGGGCCCUGGAAUUUGCCGAGGAGGCCAAGGCGAAUAGGCUGGUCCUGGCCGCGGUGCAGCAAACCGGCUCAGCGCUGGCGUUUGCAGCGCUUGCGCUGAGAUGCGACAAGGAGGUGGUCGGAGCUGCCGUAGACUGCCAGGGCCUGGCGUUAAAGCAUGCGGCGGAUGAGCUGCAAAGCGACCCGGGCCUGGCACUGCGGGCUGUGGCGCAGGAUGCCAGCGCCAUGGAGUAUGUGGCAGAGGCUCUCAAAGAUGACCGGAACUUUGUAUUGGAGGCUGUGAGGCACAGCGGUGCCACCCUGCAGCAUUUGCCGGCCUUUGCUGCAGACCGGGAGGUUGUGCUUGCCGCGGCGCAGCAGGACGUCACAGCACUAGGGUUUGCCUAUGCAGAGUUGCGCGGAGACCCAGACGUCAUUUGCGCUGCCUUGCAGUGGGAUGCCUCGGCCGUGGUCUAUGCGACCGAGCUGGUGCACAGCAGGGACUUCAUCCUGAGAGCUCUUUCGGUGAACCCGAAGGCGCUCUCAUACCUACUGGAAUAUCAAGGAGAUAGGCACAUGGUGCUGCAAGCUGUGGCGGACGAUGCCAGCACAAUGCGCUUUGUCUCAGAUGAGCUUCGAUGUGAUGAUGAAUUCGUGCUGGAAGCCUUCGCUCGUGCCCCUGAGUCCCUGAAAUAUGCAGCAGCCUUGACCUUUGAAGAUGACGACUUCAUGCUGAGAGCCAUUGCAUGCAAACCCUGUGCCCUCGGCUUCGCUUCGCAUGAUAUGAGAGCAGACGCGGCCUUCAUCAUGGAAGCCAUAGAUGUAGACCCGGACGCCUUCGAAUUCUGUGGUGUUGACUUGAAGCAAGAUGCCAGAUUUCUGUCCGAGGCUGCUUGCCAGGCACCUGCAGUGCUGCAACAUGUGGAUGCCAAUUUUUUGGGAGAUGAUGACUUUUUGCUGAGCAUCAUUGCUGAGCGUUCAGAAGCCAUAUGUCAGUUACCCGCAUGGCGCAGAGAAGACAAGGACUUGAUGCUGCGAGCCGUGCGGAGCAACGCGUCCGCUAUCAGAUAUGUGAACAGCGAUGACGUGGAGCUUGUCCAGUCGGCUCUGCGCUUGCGCGGAGACGCCCUGGCCUUCCUGGAAUUCCCAUCCAAGCUCGCUGUGCUCGAGGCUGUGUGGGUCCGCAGUCUCGGCGCUGCCCUUGCCCAUGCUGCAGACGCAAUGCGUGCAGACCCAGAGGUGUGCCUCGCGGCUGUUCAGGCAGAUCCCAUGGCUCUGGAGUUUGUGGCGGAGAGCCUGAAGGCUGACAGAGAUUUCGUCCUGCCUGUUGUUGAGAGGGACGGUCGUGCUCUCGCCUUUGUUUCCGAGGAGAUGAGGGGAGAGGAGGAGCUCGUGUUGGCUGCGUUGCCAACGCACCGCGCCGCCUUCCUUCAAGCUAAGCCGACGUUGCGUGCCGAGAGGGCUUUCGUGUACCGCGCGGUUGGUCAAGCAGGCAAGGUGCUGGAGUAUGUGGAUGGCGAAUUUCAGAAUGAUAAAGAGAUUGUGCUGGAAGCUCUGGGCCGGGACCCGUCUUCGUUGCAAUUCGCAGCUGACGAGCUCCGGAGUGGCCCCGGCUUCCUGUCGGAAGUCUUGGAAAGAUUUGGCGUCUCUGAUGACUUGGACUCUGCGCCGGAGGGGGAUGUCCAGGAGCUUCUGCAGCGAGUGCAGAUACUGGAGGGUGCUGAGAUAUUGGUGGCGUCAGAUCGGAGUGUUGUAGUGGGGCUGCGGCGGAGACGGUACGCACUGCUGAAUUCUCUUGCUUCGGCCACUGCUUCUACAUCGAAUGAAGCGAUCUACAAGGUGCUGCAGAGUGGCGUGUUUUCCUUGCACAGAGUGCUACGCUCGCUGCAGUGGUUCCCAGAUCUUUGGCACCACGCCCUUACGGAACAUCAAGUCUUGCUGCGCCAACUGCCGGAAAGUCUCGAACGCCGUGGUGACAAGGCAUUGCUGGUGGAGGCAACCCAUCAGCAGGUGCUAAGCCUUCAGCUGCUUCCAAAUCAGAGCAACGACCGAGAUGUGGUGCUGGCGGCUGUCGAGCAGAAUGGCUGCGCAUUGGGACACGCAGCCUCAGCCCUGCAAGCGGACAGGCAUGUCGUGUGUGCUGCUCUUAAAAACGAUGCCUUCGCCUGCGUCUUUGUGGCCCCAGAAGCGCGAGACAGGAUGAUCCUCCUACAGGCCUUGCAACGGUUCAUCGCUCGCAUCAGAAGAGGCCGAAGUGAGCUGUUGGAUCCUGGGCAGGUUUCUGACCUGGUUACACAGAGUGUGUUUCUGGCCGAGUCCUGCAUGGAAAGCCUGGGUGCAGACGAGAGCCUUGCUGGAGAGGUCUUGAGAUUGGCGUCUGGCCUGCGAGAGCUCGGAGCUGGAUUUCCAACUUUGCGAGGCUUCGUGGCAGCCCAGCUGGAGGAGCCAGUCUUUGCGUUGGCCCAACGUGAAGAGUUGAGAUCGAGCAGGACCUUUGUUCGGGCAGCUGUAAAGGAAGGCCUCUUCUGGCUACAGCACGCAUCAGAGGAACUUCAGCAAGACCGUCGCUUAGUUCUGCAUUCCUUGAAGCACGACCGCUUCUCGUUGCAGCAUGCUGACCAGCACCUCCGUGAAGAUCGCCGGGUAGUGCAGCAGGCCCUGGUGCAGAACGCCUCCUUAUCCCUCAGCAUGGCCUCAGAUAGGCUCCGCGCCGACCAGCGCUUGGUGCUAGCAGCCAUCGCGCAAAAUUUUGCAGCCUUCGAGCAUGCACAUGCUGGAUUGAAGUCGAACAAGCGCUUUGUGCUUUCCGCGGUGCGUCAAUCAGGCCUUGCCCUGCAGCAUGCUUCAGAAUCUUUGCGAGCAGACAGAAAUGUCGUGCUGGAAGCUGUCCGGCAGAACGUGUACUCAAUGGAGUUUGCGGCGCAGCAUCUAAAGCAAGACCGAGACUUUGUUCUGAAGGCAACGGUCAUCAACGGUUCAGCGCUAGAGCUCGCCGCCGAGGUGGUCAAGGCAACUAAUUCGACCUUGCAUGCUGGAGACUUGGCAUUGGCUGCCAAGGCUGACAGAGGCUUCAUGCUUCAGGCUGUUGAGCACAGCACUGAAGCCUUGGGACGCGCAGAUACCUUGGUCAAGUCAGACAAGGACAACGACUGGGAUGUGGUGCUUCACGCCGUCGAGCGGAACACCAUGGCCGCUUACGAAGCUGCAGGAGCGGUCCUGGACCGUGACUUCGUGCAGGAGGCCGCCCACCGCAAGGGCCCUCUUUGUGGGGAGGUCAUUGAAGAGGUGAAGGCGAGCUCAUGCUUUAGUUGCGCAUAUCUGCACUCUUGUCAGAAUCUACAGUCCAGUGGUACUCACGUCUAUUUCAACAAAAAAUAUAUAUAUAUAUAUAUAUCACGAGUUGGGCAUGCCUCUGCAACGGAGCGGCUGAACAUUCAGAUGUAG
This is a messenger RNA of Symbiodinium pilosum, 3972 nucleotides long. The record is from the annotation of a GenBank genome assembly. Lineage: Eukaryota; Dinophyceae; Suessiales; Symbiodiniaceae.